AGGUGAGUUUGCGGGUGGCGCAUGCGCAGGACGCGUGUACUUUUUGUCCCAGCUGGUUCGAGAAAAACAGAGAGCAAAUGGAGGAACUUUGAAGUAUCCGUGCACUCAUUUCUCCGAGCUACAGACGACGCUUUUGCUUUCACUUCAUCGUGGGCAGGCUUUCUGGAGAGGAAGGCAUCCUCGCCAUGGCUUCUGCUGCUGCUCCACCCGCCAAAGGCACGCUGAGAGAGGACCUGACAUGUGCCAUCUGCUGCGACCUGUUCAGGGAGCCGGUCAUGUUGGCCUGUAUGCACCACUUCUGCAGAUCCUGCAUCUCCAGGUACUGGAGAGGAACUCAGGGCCCUGUGACCUGCCCGCAGUGCCGCAAGGAGUUCAGCUCAAAGCACUUUCAGACCAACUACCUGGUGACCGCCAUGGUGGAGAAGGUCCGGGCCACCACCUCGGACACUUACAUCAAGAACCUAGAGAAACAACUGAGAGAAACUAUGGAGAGUCAUCGGCUGAAGAAGGAGGACUUCAUCAACGGUAUUCGCAGAGACAAAGACCAGAUGGAUACCAUAAAGAGAGUCGGAGCAGAUCUGGAGGCUCACGUCAAAGGGGAGUUCAGAGCUCUCCACCAGAUCCUGCUUGAUGAGGAGACCUGCUCGCUGGAGCAGCUAAGGAGAGCGCAGGAGGAGGAGCUGGAGAAGGUCCAGCGCCACCUGGAGGCCACGGAGCUGGCGGUGAGGGAGCUGGAGGACGGUAUAAAAGCGCUAGAGGAGGCUAGCGCUGCCACUAACAACAUCGUACUAGCUGAGCUCCCACAACUGCGGCCGUGUGUGCGGGAAAAUGUCGCCCCAGCGUUUGACGCAAACGCUCUCAGGAACAAAUACAUGGCUCCGUUACAGUACAUCACGUGGAGAAAGAUGUUCAAGUCGUUGAAUCCAGGUCCUUCCCCGCUAACGUUCGACGUGGACACCGCACACCCGAACAUUCACGUCUCCAGGGACAAAACGGCGGCCGUCGAAUGUGACGUCAAGGCGCCGCACGCGGACAGCAACAAGCGCUUCCUGCAGUGCGUCAACAUCCUGGCCGCCCAGGGCUUCCAGUCAGGCCGACACUACUGGGAGGUGGAGGUGGGGUCCAAACCCAAGUGGGACCUGGGCGUGGCGUCCGAGGCCGUGGACAGGCGGACGCGGGUCAAGCUGAGCCCCGAAAGCGGCUACUGGACGCUGCGGCUGCGUGGCGGCGGCGAGUACUCGGCCGGCACGCAGCCCUGGACGCGGCUGCGCCUGGGCUCCUGCCCCCACAGGAUCGGCGUGUUCUUGGACUGCGAGGAGAGGAGGGUGUCCUUCUACAACGCCGAUGACAUGAGCCUGCUCUACUCAUUCGCCAGCGGGCCGCGGGGCAAGGCGUUCCCCUUCUUCAGCCCGUGCAUCAGUGACGGCAGUCAGAGAGCUCCGCCCAUCAAACUGCUCCACCACCCGCCUGUCGCGCUGUGUGGCUGACGGAGCGGCGGAGUGCGCCUUCAGAAGGGCUUUUGCAAGAGCUGCUGUCAUCACUCAGCGGUUAAUUUGGGAGGGUUGUGGUUCUGUAAAACAAGUUUAAAAUUUCAUUCAGAUAGUUAUCUUGCGUUGACGAUCGAAUGUGGCCAGAUGCAUCUAUUUUCUAUCCGAAAUUAACCCUAAAAGACAAACUGGAUUAUUGCAACAACAAAAAAAGCAUUUCCACCGUCUAAUCUGAGGGGGCUUGUUUGAUUUAGAGCAGCAGAAACAUGAAAAUAACAAAAUGCUAUAAUGAACCAUUUGAAACUGAAUUAAGAUGCAUCAUUUGAUUUCUUCCCUUAAGCUUGCUCGUAAACAGGUCUAAUGAUCACCAUCGAUUUGCAUCAGUAAGAAGCAUUUGUUCACACUCCGUUGUGAGAUUUAACAUUUUAUCAAAUGGUUAAAUGUUUUAUGUAUGAAAGUAAGGCGUUUAUCUUUUUUAUGAUUUAAGUUUUAACACUUUAAUGUAACUUUCCAACAACUUGUUAGCUGCUCGGAUUACUUUUUGCAGUUCCUGUUGAAAUAUCUUUAUUUGUACAUUAUAUAAUGCAUGUGCCUGAAUUUGAACAUUGGAUACAAUGUACUUUGCUUUGUAUUGCUCAAUGACAUAGCAUAAAUAUAUUUCCGUGCAGUGUCCUGUCAUUGCUGUCUAUUUACGUUUUUGCGAUUGCAUGUUUGAUCAUUUCCUGAUAAAAGACCCAAACAAUAUCUGCAAAAGCUGCUGAUGCAUAAAAUAAAUCAAUCCCUUUGUCUUCCUUAAAUAAACAUUGUCCCUGCA
Molecule: messenger RNA, 2301 nt
Organism: Pungitius pungitius (ninespine stickleback)
Lineage: Eukaryota; Metazoa; Chordata; Actinopteri; Perciformes; Gasterosteidae
Gene: trim105
Product: tripartite motif containing 105
Exons: 7
Coding region: 186-1487 (433 amino acids)
Biological process (GO): protein ubiquitination
Cellular component (GO): cytoplasm
Molecular function (GO): metal ion binding; protein binding; ubiquitin protein ligase activity
Source: RefSeq, a predicted model, not a curated record